This is a messenger RNA of Engraulis encrasicolus (European anchovy), 3341 nucleotides long. Its product is annotated as metalloreductase STEAP4-like. The transcript is spliced from 5 exons. The record is from RefSeq and is a predicted model, not a curated record. Gene Ontology annotation, cellular component: plasma membrane; endosome. Bases 310 to 1749 code for a protein of 479 amino acids. Gene Ontology annotation, molecular function: ferric-chelate reductase (NADPH) activity; cupric reductase (NADH) activity. NCBI's taxonomy places the organism in Eukaryota, Metazoa, Chordata, Actinopteri, Clupeiformes, Engraulidae. Gene Ontology annotation, biological process: copper ion import.
CGCCCCUUUACACACACCACACACACAGACACACGAACACACACGCACAUACACACACACACUGACACACAUAACAGAUAAAGGCGGGAAAACGUCUCUGUCCCUCAAUCCCAUGCUCUCCUUUUAAACAAGACAGUCGCUCAUAAAACCUGUUUAAAGGAUCAUGAAAUCGAAACCCUAGAAGAGCUGGAGUUUGUUGUGCUUUGAGGAGGAGUUUGGUGUACGGGCAACACUGGAGUCCACAGUGAGGAAAAGAGCUGGUUCAGGCAUCUGAAGACAGGAUAUUUUUCUGCAGCCGAAGAUUAAUCCAUGAAGUCAGAUGUUAUUGCCAUGACUCCGCUGAGCCUAACCCUGGGCCAGGGCGGGGAGCCCAAGCAGGGCACGGUGUGCAUCUUUGGCACGGGAGACUUCGGACGAUCGCUGGGGCUCCGUCUGCUCCAGGCAGGAUAUGAGGUCGUGUUCGGCUCUCGUGACCCCAAGAACAACUCCCUGGUGCCCAAGGGUUCAAAGGUCAUGACCCACGCGGAGGCCGCUCAGAUGUCUCGGGUCAUUUUCAUAGCCGUGCAGCGGGAUCACUAUCAAUUCCUGACCUCGCUGACCUCCGCUCUGAAGGGCAAGGUGCUGGUGGACAUCAGCAACAACCUGAAGAUGGGCCAGUACCCACAAUCCAAUGCUGAGUACCUGAGCAGCCUGGUGCCUGGAGCGUCUGUGGUGAAAGGCUUCAACACCGUGUCAGCCUGGGCCCUGCAGUCAGGCGCGCUCGACGCCAGCCGACAGGUCUUACUGUGUGGGGACGACCCUGGUGCCAAGCAGGCCGUGGUGGACAUUGCCCACAGCCUGGGUCUGAGUGCCCAGGACAGGGGCUCCCUGCGUGCUGCUGGGGAGAUAGAGGACAUCCCCCUGCAGCUCUUCCCCAUGUGGAGGCUGCCCCUCUGGAUCGCCGCGGGACUUCUUUGCUUCUUCUACUUCUAUCUACUGGCUCGCGAUGUGAUUUACGCGUACGUUAUGAAUGGAAAAGACAUCUCAUUCAGGAUGAUGAUAUCGCUGGCUAAUAAAGUCUUCCCCAUUGUUUCGCUAAUCAUGCUAGCUCUGUGCUACCUGCCGAGUGUUUUGGCGGCCAUCUUGCAGUUGUAUCACGGCACCAAGUACAAGCGCUUCCCUGAUUGGCUGGAUCGCUGGAUGCUGUGCAGGAAGCAGCUGGGAUUGGUGGCUUUGGCACUGGCCUUCCUGCACGUGCUCUAUACGCUAGUCAUCCCCAUCAGAUACUACGUCAGGUACAAGGCAGCGGCAAGCACCAUCUCACAGAUCAAAGAGAACAAGACGAACCCGUUUGACACCACCCUGGCAUGGAGGACGGACUCCUACUACUCGCUGGGGAUUCUGGGAUUUGGCCUCUAUGUGCUGCUGGGCAUCACCUCUCUGCCCUCCGUCAGCAACGCACUCAACUGGAGGGAGUUCCGCUUCGUACAGUCUAAACUAGGUCACGUGACCCUGCUGCUGUGCACAGCCCACACGUUUCUCUACGGCUGGAACAAGUUCCUGAAGGCGUACUCCUACAAGUGGUGGACGCCGCCUGGCUACAUGCUGUGCCUGGUGGUCCCCUGCAUUGUACUGGUCUCCAAGGUCAUCCUCAUGUUGCCCUGCAUAGACCGCACGCUCACACGUAUACGGCAGGGCUGGGAGAGACCUGGCACGGGCUACAACGCACAGCUCAAUGGUGGCGGCACCCGAAAACCGCUAAUGGCCUAGGGAAGGCCCCAAAGUCGAUAAUACUUUAGAAGUGGGUUUGCAUGUUAGCCACUAACUAAAACAUCAUGCCUAAAUACUAUCUAUAAUUACUAUCUGUGGGCAGUCAUGGGUAUGCGGUUACGGCGGUUACAGCGUCAGACUUGUAGCCCAAAUGGUUUGACUCCCGACCCACCAGGUUGGUGGGGGGAGUAAUUAACCAGCGUUCUCCCCAUCCUCCUCCAUGACUGAGGUACCCUGAGCAUGGUACCGUUCCUGCCGCACUGUUCCCUUUCGGACGCCAUUGGGGGCUGCCCCCUUGCACGGGUGAGGCAUAAAGGCAAUUUUGUUGUGUGCAGUGUGCAGUGCUCACUUGUGUGCUGUGUCACGAUGACAAUGGGAGUUGGAGUUUUCAAGUUGAGCUUUCACUUCGCUUUCACUAUAGUGGUAUAGUGGUGUCAACAAUGAUUGAUCCGGCGAUGCAAUCCAAUGCGGGGCAUGGACGAUCCAAUUUAAUGCGGCAAGUUCCAGAAUCGAUGCGGCAAUUUUUUUACGUUUCAAUUACUUCCGUGGAUAUUUCGGGAGCAAAUGAAUAUUAAAUUAAAUAAAAGUACUUCAAAGCAUUGCAAGACUGAUACAGACUGAUCCAGACUGAUACGGAAAACAGCCAAUAAAUUGUUGCUCAGUAUCUGACUACUUAUUUUGCCUCAUCAUGACUGAUGAAACAUUUGCUUUGCUUUCAGUAGAAAUGUAAUGUAUUGCAAUGCACUGUAGAAUUGAAUCGGAUUGGAUCGAAUCGCAUAGAAUCGAAUCAAAUCACUACCUCCCGAAUCGUGAUCGAAUCGGAUCGUGAGGGCAGUGCCAAUCCACACCACUACUAUAUACGUGACUUAUAAGACAUUCAUACAGACAGUAUUUAGGCAUUUGUUAAUGGCUAACAUGUUAACCAAAGGUUGGCACAUUUUCUGUACAGUCAGGGUAUUGCAUUUUACAGUAAGACAUGACACAAGUGACCCACCCAGUCAUUUUCCCCUGGAAGCAACUCCCUUUCAGUUUGUAUAACUUUGCAACAUGAUUAUGCUUUUGGUUAUGAAAAUAUUCGCUGUAAAGUUUUUUAUCUUUUCUUGAUAAAGUCUUAUAAUUAAAGGUUAACUUCUGCCAAUUUCAAUAUGCUGUUGUAAUGCUCACACUACCCUGGACUUGUCAGUACCUGGGCGCAGGUGUAUGUUUACACUUCCAAAAACAUCUUGAUUUAUUCCCAAUACCAUCCAAAAGGUGAUACAACAUCAGCAGACGACUAACAAACAGCCAGAUCCCAAAUCCCAAAAAGAUACCUUUUGGGAUAAUAUUUGGAGUAGGCCUAUGUUAAAAAAAAUGCAGCAUCACCGGGUACUGACAAGUCAAGGGUAGCUUGAGCAAUACAACAGCAUAUUGAAAUUGGCAGAAGUUAUCCUUUAAAUACAAUGUAACGUGCCGUAUAAUGAAGUCCUGUUAUUUCAUACAUGAUUCUGUGGCAGCCAGGCUAUUGGAAUGAGUUUUGCAUUGAUGUUUUGUACUUGACAUGCUGUUUUAUGAGUCCUCCUGAAGGAGUGUUGAUUAAAAUACCUGACUUAAAA